This is a messenger RNA of Anas platyrhynchos (mallard), 3185 nucleotides long. Lineage: Eukaryota; Metazoa; Chordata; Aves; Anseriformes; Anatidae. The record is from RefSeq and is a predicted model, not a curated record.
CAGGUAUUAGUCCGGAGGGGCAGAUCUGCGAGCCACACGGCAGCUCCCGGGGCUACGGUACAUUAGGCUCUCCGUGGGAGAGGGAUCCCAGGGAGCUCCGCUGGGGAGCCAGCCCAGGAGAUUUGUUCGCGGGCUGCUCCGGGGGAUACCAGCCACCUCCGGCACCCGAGCGCCAAAGGUGCUCGUGUUCCUGCUGCUGCUGCUGCUGCUGCUGCUGCUGGCGCAUUUCAUCCAAACUCCAGCCAGAGCGGGGGCAAGUUGAGCCGGAGACAUCAGAGCCACUGCGCUUUGGAGAGACGAGGGCGCCCGGGGAGCGCAGUAGCACCAUGCCUGCUAUCAAGAAGGAGCGACUUGACAGGGAAGAGCUGGCCCUGGCAGCCUUUAACCAACCCAUGGAAACCUUACCUGACUAUCUCGCCCCUCUGGCCGCCGCUGCCAUGCCGGUGGUAGCCCCCCACCCGCCGGCGUACGAGCAGAUCUUUGCCCACCGCGCGUACCUGGGCUUCCACGAGAGCCCCCACCCCUCCCACCCCCACCACCACCUCCCCGAGGACCUGAUGCUGGAGAGGUUUUCCUCCAUCCCGGAUUUCCAGCCCUUCUUUGACAACGGCGAGCCUUGCAUCGAGGUGGAGUGCGGGGAGAACAAGGCGCUGCUCUACAUCAAUAAGUUGUGCCAGGGGAGCAAGGGACCCUCUAUCCGGUACCGGGGCGAGUGGCUCACCCCGAACGAGUUCCAGUUUGUCAGCGGCAGGGAGACGGCCAAGGACUGGAAGCGCAGCAUCAGGCACAAAGGGAAAAGUUUGAAGACUCUUAUGUCCAAAGGAAUCUUACAGGUACAUCCUCCAAUCUGUGAUUGCCCUGGGUGUCGAAUUUCGUCUCCAGUGAACCGGGGUCGCCUGGCAGAGAAGAGGACGAUCCCCCUGCCUCCCACCAGGAUCCCGAAGAAAGAGCUGACCUCGAUUUUCUCGCAUAGUGAUGACAGCGAAGAGAGCGACAAGGGCAAUGGUCAACACCCCGAAGUAAAGCAGGAGGAGGAUCUCCAUAUCAGUAUCAUGAAAAGAAGGAUACACACCCACUGGGAUUUAAACAUCUCCUUCCGAGAGACCUCUUGCAGCCGUGAUAACGACCUCUCCACUAUCAUCUCCAACCUGCAUCAGAGCCGUCAGCUCGUUAUGCCAGAGACCCAGAGCCGCUGUGAAUUCAAGAGGAACAGCAUCGACGUUGGCUUGGGAGCAGCAGAUGAGAUUUUAGGCAAGAGAAGAGUAUGUUCUCCCAACAGCAGCAGUGAGUGUCCUUUAGAAAGCAAGAAAGCCCGAAGUGAGUCCCCAAAGGAAAACUCCCACACGCCUCUGCUGGAGGACGCGGUGACUCAGAUGACCCCGGAGGAGCACUACAGGCGCAUGAUGUCGGCGCUGAACGAGCACGGCACGUUCGAGGAGCAGCAGCAGCAGCGUCUCUACCAGCUGGCCAACAGCAUGGCAGUGCCCAGCCACGGAGAUCUGCUCCGGGCUCGGCAAGAGGUGGCGGCGGCGGCGGCGGCGCGCAACCCCGGCGCGAUGGAAGCGCACAUCCCCUCCGGCAGCAACUCGUCCAGCCAGAGGAGGAAACAGGGGCUGCCCCAGCACAGGGACACCCACUUCCCCGAAAGGGAGAUAUCCCACCCGCCGCCGCUGCUCUCGCCCCAGAACGCGCCCCAUAUCGCCCUGGGGCCCCACUUGAGACCUCCUUUCCUCGGGGUGCCUUCGGCCCUGUGCCAGACACCAGGUUACGGGUUCCUGCAGCCGGCACAAGCAGAGAUGUUUGCACGGCAGCAAGAGAUGCUCCGAAAGCAAAACCUGGCGAGGUUGGAGAUGUCGGCCGAGAUCAUCCGCCAGAAGGAGCUGGAGAACCUCCACAGGCAGCGGCUGCUGGCCGGCGACCCUCUGAGCCUCCACCCCGGCUUGCCCCCGGACCACCCGGCCCUGCGCAACGUGCACGACAUCCCCGAGGGCCACCCGCUGCGGGAGGAGCUGUCCCGGCGCAACGCCAUGCUGGUGCUGCGGCACAACAACGCGCCCCUGCUCUCCCUCAACCCCGGCGUCCCCAGCAGCGCCACGCCGCCCAAGGAGCAGCCGCGGCGGGGCAGCAGGAAGGCGGCACAGCACCGCACCGAGCCGCAGGGGCCGAGCGAGGCCAAGGAGGCGGCGGAGCCCCGCGGGGCACGGGACGGGGCCCCGGACUGUAACGACGAGGAGAUGAAGGACUCGGAGAGCGACGCCGACGUGAGCGACGAGAAGCCCGAGAGCCUGAAGGCGGAGAGCAGCGGCUCGGCCGCCGAGCUGAAGGAGUGCAAGGAGGCGGGGAAGGGCUGCGAAGGGGCCAAGGAGCUGGGGGAAGGGGCCGCCGGCACCAAUGCGCCCUGCAGCUCGUCCAGCGCCGAGUCCCCCAGCCACUUGCUCGGGCCGGGCAUCAACAAAAGCGAGGUGAAAUACCUGCCGCCAGCCUCCAUCCCGCCGCCCCAGCCGCUGCCCUUUGGGUUCCCCUACACGAUGAGCCCGUACUUCCACGCAGGCACCAUGGGAGGUCUGUUUCUGGAUGGCGAGGAAAGCCCCGCGCUGGAAGACAUCAGCAAAUGGACAGUGGAGGAUGUGUGCAGCUUCGUGUCCAACCUCUCCGGCUGCACCGAGUACACUCAGGUAUUCCGCGAGCAAGCGAUCGAUGGUGAGACCCUGCCCCUCCUGACGGAAGAGCACUUGCUGAACAACAUGGGGCUGAAGCUCGGCCCCGCGCUGAAGAUCCGCUCUCAGGUGGCCAAGAGAGUGGGCCGAGUGCUGUACAUGGCCGGCUUCCCCAUGGCUUUCCCUCUGCAGCCCCCUGGUUUGAGGCCCCCGGAGCGGGACCUGCCCCCCGCCGACCUGCGGCCGUCCUCCACGGGCAGCGUGGCUUCGCCCUUCAGCAGCGGGCUGCCCUCGGCCAGCCGCAUCUCACCAAAGCAGGAGAACGGCAACCCCGCCAUCCUCGCCGGGCUCAACGACACCACGAAACCUCCCUCCUAACCGCCGGCCGGCUCGGGGCUGCUGCUGGAACUGAGCUUCGGCUGGGGGAAACCCAAGGGAAGGCGGCGCGAGAGCAGGAGAGCCUCCCUCGGCGCCAGACACGGGAGCGAGGAAGGGAGGGUUUUAAGGUUUGGUUUUGGUUUUUUUUUU